Lucilia cuprina (Australian sheep blowfly) is the source of this 1401-nucleotide messenger RNA. RefSeq lists its product as uncharacterized. The record is from RefSeq and is a predicted model, not a curated record. Gene Ontology annotation, molecular function: nucleic acid binding. Gene Ontology annotation, biological process: DNA integration. The transcript is spliced from 4 exons. NCBI's taxonomy places the organism in Eukaryota, Metazoa, Arthropoda, Insecta, Diptera, Calliphoridae. Bases 1 to 1401 code for a protein of 466 amino acids.
AUGGCUGCACUGCCAAAAGAGAGAUCCACUCUCUCAUUACCGUUCUCACAUACGGGUGUCGACUUUGCUGGUCCAUUUCAGAUCAAGUCUGGCAAUUUGCGAAAUUCACCAUAUAUGAAAGGUUUCGCAUGUAUCUUUGUAUGUUUUGCUACAAGAGCCAUUCAUUUAGAAGCUUGCUCUAGUUUAACAUCAGAAGCAUUUCUAGCUGCUUUUGCACGAUUUAUAGCUAGGCGAGGAUUGCCAAAAUCAGUUAUGUCGGACAAUGGUACAAAUUUCAUAGAUAUAACAGAUAAAUAUGCAAUUAAUGGACUUGAGUGGAAGUUCAUUCCACCUAGCGCCCCGCAUAUGGGAGGUUUAUGGGAAGCUGGCGUUAAAAGCUUCAAAAUCCACUUCAGGAAAAUUGCAGGCGCACAUAAAUUUAAUUUUGAAGAGUUCUCUACUCUGCUUGCGCGAAUAGAAAGUGUUCUAAAUUCACGACCAAUAUCACGGAUGUCAGAAGACCCCGAUGACCUGCAGGCCCUUACUCCGAGUCAUUUUCUGCGCAGUGCACCUUUGGUAUUCGCGCCAGAAAUACCGCCUGACAAUUUGUCGUUAUUGAAUCGCUGGGAACGACUGAAAGCACUCCAUCAUAAAUUUGGUCAACGAUGGAAAAAUGAGUACCUUCAGGAGCUACACAAGAGGUACAAAUGGCAGAAUCCACGACGGGAUCUACAGACUGGUGAUUUCGUUAUCAUCAAGGAUGAGCUUCUUCCUCCAUGCGGCUGGAGGUUAGGCAGAAUAGAAGCCGUACACGUUGGUCGGGAUAAGCGCAAUGGAUCCAGCCCAAAACCCAGAGUUGUGCGUUGUGUGUUUUGCAUAGCACCCAUUGAGAUAUUGCAAGAUGUUCCGACAGCUGCUCAGGGGCCAAGGCAAGGACAACCACGACAGCUACGCCAACGCGCUCGCAGAAGCCUCCCCAACCCUCCUCAACAGAGAGCUCAACAGCGGUUGGAUGACCUCCGUCAACGCCUACAACAACAGCAGCAGGUUAUCCAACAGCAACAACAACAGCUACAGCAGCAACAACGCCAACGACAACAACGGCAACGACAACAACUACAGCAACAAUCUCAGCGGCAGCCACAACGUCGCCAACAGCAACUGCCCCGACCCCAACAACGACAGCGCCAACAACUUCAACCACAAGCCAUAGCCGUUCCUCAGCCUGCGGCAGCGCCAGCCUCAACCCAGGGGCUGGUCAAUCAAAUUGUUUCAGCCCUCAGCCAACUGACAGGGUCCACAAUUGCACCAGUGCAAGGAGGCCGGCAAGUCGAAGUCCGGUUAGGUCGCGUUGAAGACGAUUUGAUCGAUCUCCAUGACGAUCUUAUCGACUUCGACGACGGUCUUACCGACCUUGACUGA